GUAAACUUAUACCAGAGCGUACGGGUGCCGACCCCCUUCAUUAGGGAGAUUCUCACCACACUUGGAAAUCCCAACCUGAUAAUACUCGCCUGCGAGAUUCGCAUUCUCACAAACGAACAUCCCGCUCCGGUGGUGAGUAUAUUAAAAGGCAAAUGUUGUAUGAACAUUCAUUCAGUUACAAUUUAGAAUCCAGCCAGUACAGUAAAUUUGCAAAAUGCUCGUCAGUAAUGUGCUUUUGCUUCUGGUUCUAACCAUUUUCGAUGGUCAAACUCGUGGUGCCCCUAUAGAACAUAGAUUGGAAGAUGUGUUGAUAUUCGAUAGAGAUCCCGAUCAACCUUCGAAAACGGUCGAGCUUGCAGAUCCAACGAAACCAAUUGAAAUUCCUUCGAUAUCCCGAGACGAUGCAGAGGUGAUACUGAAGGGACUUGGCUAUAACGAAUCCGAGCCGGACGACUUCGGAGUGUCAAAAAGAUUCAACUUCGGUCAGGAUCUAUCGUUUGAGGAAAUGGUGCGAAACUUUCAGAGAUCGGUUGGCUUGGAAGAAACCGGACAGUUGAACGAUGAAACCAAAGUGACUAUGGCAGCUCCACACUGCGGAAUAACAAGUGCGGAGAAACGGGGAGGUGUCGCCAGAUGGACUAAACGGUUGAUAAGCUACAGAAUUCGAGACUAUCCAGCCGGUGCAUCGUCGUCGUUUGUCCGCAGUAUGAUGAAGCGUGCCUUCAACGAGUGGAGUAAAGUGACGAAUUUGGACUUUGUCGAAAGCAACGAUCGAAGUGCAGAUAUCGAAGUCAACUUUGGAGGAGACUCACAUAACAGACGGGACAGGCGGUGCACGUUCCAAAGUUCCUUAACGAUGGCACAUGCGUACCCUCCGGAAGACGGGGAUGUGCACUUCAACUCCCAAUACUUUUUCGAAAAUUCAAAAUAUAGGGAAGAUUUCCUAGACACCGCAAUGCACGAAAUCGGUCACUCUCUGGGAUUGGCACACUCAGACGAGAAAGGGGCUCUGAUGUAUCGAUCGAGCUUGUCCCGCUUCAUGGAACCACAGCCUGACGAUGUGAGGCGAAUACAAGAACUAUACGGAUCCCGCAGAGGUGGUCGAGCGCUCGGUAAUACUGCAGCCCCUCGGUUCUGCACCGUUACCAAAUACGACGCCGUUGUCGAUGAUUCCACCGGAAGAUGGGCGGUUCUAGCUGGCAAGUAUUACUACGAUUCGGAUGUCAACAAUCCCACUGGCAAGCUCAUAUCGAGCCGAUGGCCCGGCUUACCCGGGAACAUUGAUGCGGCCUUCCGAUACCCCGACGGACGGGUGUACUUCUUCAAGGGUGACCGCUUCUGGCGGUACCGGGGCAACCGACUGGAUGCUGGCUAUCCACGGAGGAUCUCCGAAGGCUUCCCUGGACUGCCGAACAACAUUGACGGAGCGUUCGUUGAUUCGCGAAACAAGAUCUUUGCACUGAAGCAAAACAAGUACUGGGUGUACAAUUCGAAUGAGGACACCACACCGUCCUUUGCGUUGAGUUCUUUGGGUUUGCCGAGAAACGUAGAUGCAGCAGUGGGAACGGGAAAAUCGUUCGUUGUUUUCAGAGGAAGAAAUUUUUACAGGUUUCAAAACGGUAAAUUUAAGGAGUUUAGAAAUAAAUGGAUGGAAUGUAGAUAA
This is a messenger RNA of Aedes albopictus (Asian tiger mosquito), 1663 nucleotides long. Its product is annotated as 72 kDa type IV collagenase-like. The record is from RefSeq and is a predicted model, not a curated record. Bases 215 to 1663 code for a protein of 482 amino acids. Gene Ontology annotation, biological process: proteolysis; extracellular matrix organization; collagen catabolic process. NCBI's taxonomy places the organism in Eukaryota, Metazoa, Arthropoda, Insecta, Diptera, Culicidae. Gene Ontology annotation, cellular component: extracellular matrix. The transcript has 3 exons. Gene Ontology annotation, molecular function: metalloendopeptidase activity; zinc ion binding.